CCUCCGGGGGCCUCGGAGCAAGAUGGCGGCGGCGGGGUCCGUGAGGCGCGGGCGGCGGCGACCGCGGCGCCAGUGAGGGGGCCCGGGGGCCCGGGCGGCUCCGGGCCGGGGCCCCGCCGCGGGACGGACCAUGCUACGCUCCACUGGCUUCUUCCGGGCCAUUGACUGCCCCUAUUGGUCUGGGGCGCCCGGGGGGCCCUGCCGGCGGCCCUACUGCCACUUCCGGCACCGCGGGGCCCGGGUCCCCGGCGCGCCCGGUGACGGCGGAGAGGCGCCCCCCGCAGCAGGACUGGGUUAUGACCCCUACAACCCCGAGCUGCCCAAGCCCCCCUCACAGAGGGAGAAUGGCACCCUGGGCCUGGGGGAGGAGCCGCGCCCGGACGUGCUGGAGUUGGAGCUGGUCAACCAGGCCAUUGAGGCCGUGCGCAGUGAGGUGGAGCUGGAGCAGCGGCGCUACCGGGAGCUGCUAGAGACGGCCCGUGAGCACCGCGCCGCCGAGGCCCCCGCCCUGGCGCCCCGCGGCCCCAACGCCAGCCCCACCGUGGGCCUGGACGAAGAUGCCUUCCCACUGGCCUUCGACUACAGCCCCAGCAGCCACGGCCUGUUAAGUCCCGAUACCGGCUACCAGCCCACCCCGCUGGCCACGCCUGCCGAGUCGGGCAGCAAGUACCUGCUGGCGUCCCUGGACAGGGGUCAGGGCAGAGGCGGAGGGGGCGGUGGUGCCCUGGAAUACGUCCCCAAGGCUGUGAGCCAGCCCCGGCGGCACAGCCGCCCUGUUCCCAGUGGCAAGUAUGUGGUGGACAACUCCAGGCCACCCACAGACCUGGAGUAUGACCCUCUCUCCAACUACUCGGCCCGGCACCUCAGCAGGGCCAGCUCCCGGGACGAGCGGGCUGCCAAGCGACCCCGGGGCCCCCGCAGCAGCGAGCCCCACACCCCUGCUCCCAAAAAACCCUGUGACCCCUUCAGUAGCUGCGAUGCGAGGUUCUCAGACUCGGAAGAUGAGGCCACCACGGCCCCAGGUAAUGAGCCCACCAUGGCCAGCACCCCCAAAGCCAGGGCUGACCCUGAGAGCAAGGCCACUGGGCAGCCACCUUCCAAAGAGGGCCUGGAGGCCGAAGGGGGCGGCCUGCGGGAGACCAAGGAGACGGCCGUGCAGUGCGACGUGGGAGACUUCCAGCCACCCCUAGCCAAGCCCUGCUCCCCAGCCCAGGUCCAGGCCUCACAGGAUGGGGGCUGCCCCAAGGAGGGAAAACCCAAGAAGAAAAAAAGCGGGACCCCACCUGCCCCCAGCUGCAAAGAUGGGACCCAGAGGAAGGACAAGACCAAGGACAAGGGCCGAGGGCAGCCUGCAGAGAAGCCCCGUGCGGACAAGAAGGGCCCGCAGGCCAGCAGCCCCCGGCGCAAGGCAGAGCGACCGGAAGGGACCAAGAAGAAGCCAUCUUCGGCCACUCCUGUGGCCAGCUCAGGGAAAGGACGGCCUGACCGGCCAGCGCGGCGGCCGAGCCCCACAAGCGGGGACUCCCAGCAGGCAGCCAGCAGAGGCCCACCCCGCCCCCUCCAGCUCCCCGAUAGGAAAAGCACCAAGGUCCCAUCGGGGAAGCUGGUGGAGCGGAAAGCUCGCUCGCUAGACGAGGGCGCCUCCCAGGACGCCCCCAAACUGAAGAAGCGGGCCCUGAGCCACGCCGACCUCUUUGGAGACGAGAGUGAGGACGAGGCGGCAGGGCCGGGGGUGCCAAGCGUGUGGCCCCCUGCCCUCCCCAGCCUCAGCUCAGACUCAGACUCUGACUCGGACUCCAGCUUGGGCUUCCCCGAGGCGCGGGGGCCGCCCAAGCGGCUCAAGGCCUCCCCGCCCCCCUCCCCCGCACCGUCCUCCUCCUCUUCGUCCUCCUCCAGCGCGGGGGCGGAUGUGGACUACUCAGCCCUGGAGAAGGAGGUGGACUUUGACUCGGACCCCAUGGAGGAGUGCCUGCGGAUCUUCAACGAGUCCACCAGCGUCAAGGCGGAGGACAGAGGCCGGCUGGCCCGGCAGCCCCCCAAGGAAGAGAAAAGUGAGGAGAAGGGGCUUUCGGGUCUGACCACUCUGUUCCCCGGGCAGAAGAGGAGGAUCUCCCACCUUUCCAAGCAAGGCCAGGAGGCGGAGCCCCCAAGGAGGAGUCCUGCGGUGCCCCCGGCCCGGCCCCCGACGGCACAGGAGGUGUGCUACCUGCGGGCCCAGCAGGCGCAGAGGGCAUCGGCGAGCUUGCUGCAGGCCCCCCCCAGGCUGGCAGAGAAGCUGCCCUCCGUCCACAUCUCUGCCCCUGGCGAGAAGAGGAGGAUCGCCCACAUCCCCAACCCCCGCCUAGCUGCAGGAGCGGGGCUGUGUUUCCUUUACUCCGAGAGGCAUGUCCUCCGCAGAGUCUUCUGGAAAGUCGGGCCAGGCCUCAGUGCCCCCACAGGUGCCAAAAGGACCCUCACGGCCAGCGGCAGCCAGCCCUCCAAUGGCCCCGAACCAGGCGGCCAGCAGCUGAAAACACGCACAUUGUCGGGGAUGGCAUCCAAGACUACCACCACCAUCACCCCUAAGCGAAUCGCCCACAGUCCAUCCUUACAGAGUUUAAAGAAACCCAUUAUCCCCAAAGAGUUUGGGGGCAAAGUCCCCACCGUCAUCCGCCAGCGCUAUCUCAACCUGUUCAUCGAGGAGUGUCUCAAGUUCUGUACCUCCAACCAGGAGGCCAUAGAGAAGGCACUGAACGAGGAGAAGGUGGCCUAUGACCGCAGCCCCAGCAAGAACAUCUACCUGAAUGUGGCCGUGAACACCCUCAAGAAGCUCAGGGGCCUGGCCCCCAGCACCGUGCCCAGCCUCAGCAAAACCAGUGGCCGCAGGGUUGUGUCCCACGAGGUGGUGUUGGGGGGCAGGUUGGCCACCAAGACCAGCUUCUCGCUCAGCCGCCCAAGCAGCCCCCGGGUGGAGGACCUGAAAGGGGCUGCCCUGUACAGCCGCCUCAAGGAGUACCUGCUCACCCAGGACCAGCUCAAGGAGAACGGCUACCCCUUCCCGCACCCAGAGCGGCCCGGCGGCGCAAUCAUCUUCACAGCUGAGGAGAAGAGACCCAAGGACUCUUCCUGCAGGACCUGCUGCCGCUGUGGCACCGAGUACCUUGUGUCCUCCUCGGGCCGCUGCGUCCGGGACGAGGAGUGUUACUACCACUGGGGACGGCUGCGCCGGAACCGGGUGGCCGGAGGCUGGGAGACCCAGUACAUGUGCUGCUCGGCUGCCGCCGGCUCUGUCGGCUGCCAGGUCGCAAAGCAACAUGUGCAGGAUGGCCGGAAGGAGCGCCUCGAGGGCUUCGUGAAGACCUUUGAGAAAGAGCUCCCAGGAGACACCCACCCAGGGAUCUACGCCCUGGACUGCGAGAUGUCCUACACCACGUACGGCCUGGAGCUGACGCGCGUCACAGUGGUCGACACGGAUGUGCACGUGGUUUAUGACACCUUCGUGAAGCCUGACAACGAGAUUGUGGACUACAACACCAGGUUUUCGGGGGUGACGGAGGCUGACCUUGCUGACACAAGCGUCACACUGCGUGACGUCCAGGCCGUUCUGCUGAGCAUGUUCAGCGCUGACACCAUCCUCAUCGGACACAGCCUGGAGAGUGACCUCCUGGCCCUGAAGGUCAUCCACAGCACCGUGGUGGACACGUCUGUGCUUUUCCCCCACCGCCUGGGCCUCCCCUACAAGCGGUCCCUGCGGAACCUCAUGGCCGACUACCUCAGACAGAUCAUCCAGGACAAUGUGGACGGGCACAGCUCCAGCGAGGACGCCGGCGCCUGCAUGCACCUGGUGAUCUGGAAGGUUCGAGAAGACGCCAAGACCAAGCGAUGACGCCUGCCCGCCUCCCGCCCGCCUCUCCUGCCGCCCCGCUGGUCCUUAGCCCCAGGCCUCUUCCAAAACAGUGCAAUAAAUCUCCGGUAACCCGUCCACCUGGCCGAGGCAGCCCAGAGCAGCGGGACAAGCUGGCGGCCGGAGAACGCCCAGCCCAGCCCACCCCCGCUCACGUCCUGCGCACCCCUCCGCCCGUCCCCACCCUCUGCCCCCAGCCUUCUGGCGUCUCUAGAAUUGCUGCUGACAGCGACCAGGACAGAGCCCGCCCCCAAUCAGCCCGCAGCCCCUCCUGCCCCUCCGGCCAGGCCCUCACUCCCUCCCAGGUGGUGGCUGGCACCUCUGCUCCUCACAUGGGUCGCGGGGCGGGCUUGUCCCGGGUUUGUUUGAGACAGUCUUUUUUUUAUUUUGUAUUGUUAUUUUUAUUAUUUUUAAUUUAAACCUGAUGACUUGCACAGCACCUUUCCCACCGGGAAGAGCGGGCCUGCUGCCUUCCCUCCUGGGGGCUGGGGGUGGGACAGACCCCAGUGGGGGCCAGCCAGGGCCACACUCAGCCCAGCGUGGGCUGGACCCGCCUCCGUGCUCCAGGGGCUGGCCUGUCUUCGGGGCGCCGGCUUCCACCACUCGCCGCCCCACCCCUGCACUCCGUGACCUCUGAGAACCCAGCCGGCCCCUCAUUAGCCCCAGGGCCUGCGGUCCGGAUGGAGCCCACAGGCGUCUGGACACUGUCUUCCCGCCAGAGCCCCGUCUUCCUCUGCGGGGCUCUCCGGACCCCCACUCCCGUCACCUCCAGGCAGGGACAGAAUAAAUGUUUGUAUGGAUUUUA
This is a messenger RNA of Macaca mulatta (Rhesus monkey), 4688 nucleotides long. The record is from RefSeq and is a predicted model, not a curated record. NCBI's taxonomy places the organism in Eukaryota, Metazoa, Chordata, Mammalia, Primates, Cercopithecidae.